AUGGUGGAUGAAGCAGAAGAUGUACUCGUAAUCAUGAAGCAGCAGCAUGUAAUUCCACAGGUCAGCUGUUACAAUGCAUUAAUGAAUGGAUAUUGUCCUCAAGGGCGUAUGGAUGAAGCAAGGAAUGUUUUUGAUUCACUGGGUAGUAGCAAGAAUUGUGCUCCUGAUGUUAUUAGCUGUAACAUAUUAAUAAAUAUCUAUUGUAGAGAGAUGAAGGUGGACGACACUAUGGUUAUCUUCCAUGAGAUGCCUCGUAAAGGGAUCAAGCCUAAUGUGGCUGUGUAUAACACUAUACUGGAGGGUUUCUUUCGUGUGAGCAACUGGCGCGUAGCGCUUGAUAUUUUCUAUGAGAUGCAAGCUGUCGGACUAAAACCUAACUUCUAUACAUACUGUAAUAUGUUGGAUGGACUAUGUAGGAAUGGACAAGUCAAGAGGGCUUUAUCAUUGUUAGAAGCAUUAGAGCGCAAGGGACAACAUCGUCGUAAUGAAUACUAUCCCAUCGUCAUGGAUGGUUUGAUCAGAUCCAGUAAGCUCAAUGCGGCUCGGGCUAUUUUUGGAGAUAUGGUUUCGAAGGGAUUGGAAUGUAAUGUGGUGACCUACACUGUUUUGAUUAAAGGAUGUUGUAAAAACGGGCUAUUAGAGGAAGCUAAGGACCUUCUUUUCAAAAUGGGACAAUCAGGUCUGGCCACUUAUGAAUACAGCUUCCAUUUAAUCGACAAUGGUCGCCGGUUUUUCGCCAUGAGGUUUGGCAGAAAGGUGCCAAAACUCAACAGGCCCCCCGAAUAG
This is a messenger RNA of Striga hermonthica, 786 nucleotides long. NCBI's taxonomy places the organism in Eukaryota, Viridiplantae, Streptophyta, Magnoliopsida, Lamiales, Orobanchaceae. The record is from the annotation of a GenBank genome assembly.